AUGGAUGUUGAGACGAAACUGGCUGGGCCAAGCUUGCUGAAUCUGCUGAGGAUGCAGCUUGCGCAAGAUGACAAAUUCGCAGAGGUUGGAUGGGAACGACUUCACACCCACUGUAGCAAGCCGGUGGUGCAGACGCAUGACGUCAUCAAGCUCUUUGGGGACAAAGGUGGGAACUCUGAGAUUCUGAAGCUGCUGAAGGACUCGCGGCCCCGCACCGUGAGCUCACCCACCGUUGCAGCAAACUUCUGUCAGCUCUUACCUCCUGGAAACAAAGACACAUCCUUCCUGAGCAUACCUGGCCUUGCCCUCCCAAAAGAAAACAAGGACAUGAUGCAGUUCAGGUGUUUCUUCGUGGGUCGAGCCGGCAACUUUUUUGCCAUGGCUUGGGGCGUGGCACGGGACAAUGUGCCUUGGAACCUUCAACGCUCCCUUGGCCAGUCGGGAACUCUGUUGGACCGCACUCGACCUCUGGAGCUCCCCAAGACAGCUCCACAAGUGACUGAAGAGAAGGAUGCUACGUCAGUCCAUGAGCUGCUGGUUCAGGCUCUUCAAGCCUCCCAGACUGCUCCGAACCGCGCCGUGAAGCGCCGCGUGCGUCAGCGCCUUCACAAGAAGCUUGGAGCGAUUUGCAACAAGGAGGAGUUUGAUGAGGCGAUGGAGCAAUUCAAGGUCAUGGAAACCCAGCUGGAAAAGCCGAAGCGUCGCCAAAAGAACGAGACCAAAGGCAACGCGUCUAGCCAUCGUGCCAAGGAUCUUCCCGUGGCGCUGUCGGUAGCCAAGCCGGCCACAUCGACGGUACCGACCGUGCCGACACCGCCACCCGCCCCCGUGCGAAAGCAAGUGCCACAAGUGCCGCAAGUGAAGACGCAAAUUGUCGCGGUGCCCAUCUUCUACCAGGCCAACAACUCGGUCUUCGUGCCGCUCAGUGGACCCAUCUGUGCGGUGCAAUCGGUCCAUGCGGUGAAGGAAAAGGUGCAAGUGGCUACUGAGUCCGUGGACCUGCAAGUCGAGCAGCAGGUGAGCACCACAGAGGAAGACUCUGAGUUGUCCAGCCUGAGUUCCGAGGAGCUGAAGACACAUCGAGUCUUCGAGGGAUGGCCAACUCCCUUGCCAGUGGAGCGCACCUUCAUCCAGUUCAGCACUCGUGCAUACAUCCCCCGACGCCGUUCUCGUUCCCAGUGA
Cladocopium goreaui is the source of this 1182-nucleotide messenger RNA. The record is from the annotation of a GenBank genome assembly. NCBI's taxonomy places the organism in Eukaryota, Dinophyceae, Suessiales, Symbiodiniaceae.